Messenger RNA from Serendipita indica DSM 11827, 1056 nucleotides. The record is from the annotation of a GenBank genome assembly. NCBI's taxonomy places the organism in Eukaryota, Fungi, Basidiomycota, Agaricomycetes, Sebacinales, Serendipitaceae.
AUGGAUCUCUUCCAGAAACUGCGGAAUAAAUCCAAGAAACACAAGGAUGCUCAAGACUCGUCUCAGACGCCGACCUCAUCUGAUAUCCCGGCUAGCACGAGCAUCGCCGCGUCACAUACCGUAGAUCAAAAUGUAGCCGUUGAUAACAAUGCAGUAUCUACAUCAGAGGUAUCAACGGCCCAGGCUGCGACCAGCGAACAACCAUCACAACCUCAAACGCAAGGUUCUAAGAUGGACAGGUGGCUCGCUCGAGUAGCUCUUGUACUAAACAUCACCAAAAGUGUUGCGGAUGCUGCAGAAUUUGCGCCACCAAGGGAGCCUGCGAGGCAGCUGUUACACUCUUGGAAGCUAUCCAGCACCCUUGUGGAAAUGAUUGCCAACGUAUGCGUAGAUUCCGGUGCCGACGAAUCCGAGUUGGAUAGGGGUGUCACUCUCAAAUUAUCGGUUCAACGCAUUGGUCAGACGAAGCUCGAAGCAGGGGUCAUCGCAGGCUAUGAGAAACGUCUGAAGGAUGCCGAAUGGCAAAUAAUGUCCUCCCUCAUGCUCUAUAUCACCGUCUCAGUAAACGCAUCGGCGGAUGCAGAGGUGUUAAACAAGCAACAGUGCAAGGAAUACACCCGUCCUCGCGAAUGCCAAACUGGUACGCGCAUUGAGAUAUUGGCCGAAUGUGCGGCGUGGGCCCGUAAUCCCUGCACAUCCAAUAUCUUGUGGAUCAAAGCAGCACCAGGAGCAGGGAAAUCGACCAUCGCGUCCAGUCUAGUCCGUGUCCUCGGGAUCAAGAUGCAGCGCCUAGGAUCAAGCUUCUUCUUUCGCCGUCAAGAAAGCGUCGUUGCCACUACGAGAGCGCUCUGGCGGAGCGUGGCGUACGAUCUCGCGCGCCAUCCCACUGUACGAAAACAUUUAGCCGAAAGGUUGACAAAGGAAGAGAUCGACCUAGCGACCCCAAACAUUGACCAACUCUUUCGCCAGUUGAUCGAGGAGCCGUUGUCGGGGAUCUCUAAUCUCCCUGUCGAACAAUCACCCGUGAUCAUAGUGGCUCGAAUGAUAGAACGGUGA